AUGCCUGUCCCUAGCAAGCAUACAACUGUUGGCUGCUCUCAGAGCUGGGACUCUAGCGGAUGGUACAAAGACAACUGGGACAACGACAGCGCAUGCGAAUACCAAAGGCCUCGUAGGAGAAGAGAUUCACUAACCUACUCCAGUGACGGUGUCUGCGACGGCAGUGUUAGCGUCAGAGUGCAUGAUCACAACGUUGCAGAAGGGUAUGAACAUAAUUACGAACAUUACAGGUAUCCAGAUUCUGGGUUUGAUGAAGAUUAUCCCAAUCGCUAUGAUCACAGACUUCUGAGAAAAUCCUCUGUACCUGAUCUCUCUUGUUCCCAUGAAAAGCAGGCCGUGAUGUCUGGACGCAACUCAGUGCCACCUCAGGAUUACUAUGGCGAGCCUGGUCUGGCAGUUAGGCCAUCUGAAGAGGCACGAUUUUAUAGGGAUCAUAUGCUUAACAGAUCAGCGCAGAAUUAUGGGAUGUCAGGUGGGAGAAUGUCGUGGGACCACUCGCAAGGGAGGCCCCCUCCCCCUCCUGAGGUAAACCGUAUGUACCAUGAUCCUUCUGGUAAGCUGGUCCACGACGGACAGAAGAUGCGCAGUCGAGAUCCUUCUCCUGCCAGGUAUGGUGCUGAAACGCCUCUCCCUCGUUAUGGGGCUGAACCACCACCUCUCUCUGGUAAGCAGAUGUACAGUGAUGCCACUGGUCGGCCAGUGGACUCUAACAGCACACGACAGAUUACUCCAACAUGUUUAGUUGUGGAUCCUGUCACUGGAUCUCGGUGUGAGAACAGUUUGGAUAGAAUGCUGUCCCCUGGCACACUGAACCACAGCCGUAGGCAAGGAGUGACGACUCGAAUAAUGCAUGAUUACGGAACGCACAGAGAUGGUUUAAUUUCAAAGCCUAUUUAUGAUGGUUAUGACAACACCAUGCUGACCCGCAGCCAUCUUGCUGCUGGAAUCCACGGGCAGGACAGCAAAGCUGAAUUCCUGGCGCUGCUGCGCUCAGAAGGGUUAUCUGAAAACACAAUUGCAAACUUAUUGCAACAAGGAUUUGAUUCAACAAACUUCCUGGCCAUGUUGGAAGAAAAUGAUGUUAAGUCUGUGGCUCCGAAUCUGGGUCAGGCGCGAUUGCUGUUACGGCUUGUCCACAGUUGCAAAGCGGACAUGCAGUUACGACAAGAGUUGCAGAACAGCAGUGCCCGGAUGAGAACACGUUCAAACAGCUUCAGUCACAGAAGUGAGCUGAUGCGUAAUGACUAUGGAGUUCAGCCAGGGGUGGUCCCUACAAUGGAUAAUCCCACUGCUCAGCAGCUACCAAUGGCAUUGCAACCAAUGUCACCCAGGCUUGCUGAAGUGAACCGUCGGCCAUCCAGUGCCCCAUCCCAGCAUCUCCUCGAAACUGCUAACUAUGGUUCCUCUGGGCCUGGAAGACUGGGGAACCAUUUUCCAAGCUUCACAGGCUACAGCGGCACUUCCCCAGUUGGGCUGCAGAACCUGCGUUCAGGGCCUCUCUACCCUGCUCAGUCCGGAAUAGCAAUGACUACACUGCAGGCCUCUCCAAAUACAGGUCCCAAAACUGCUUACUCUACUACUUACACUGUACCCAUAGAACUAAUGACGAGGGAGCGCAGCUCAACUCAGUCUCUUAUGCACAGCCCUCACAACAGUCCUCGGAUUCUCCGAAAGCCGGGAACACAGGUGGAGUCUACACUGGUACCUACAAGCUCAGCUUACCAGCUGGCGAAUCCUGCAAACCCAAAAGUGACCAGGCGUACUGGACCUCCAGUCAUUGUCUCCACAAUGGCAUCACCUGAACCAAGUAUCCGUCCUCAAAUUAUGAAUGGACCAAUGCAUCCACGUCCUCUGGUGGCACUGCUAGAUGGCAGAGACUGUACCGUGGAGAUGCCAAUCCUGAAGGACAUGGCAACUGUUGCUUUCUGUGACGCACAAUCUACUCAGGAGAUUCAUGAAAAGGUUUUAAAUGAAGCCGUGGGUGCACUAAUGUACCACAAUAUUACCCUGACCAGAGAAGAUCUGGAGAAGUUCAAAGCCCUGCGAAUAAUUGUACGGAUAGGUAGUGGAUAUGAUAAUAUUGAUGUGAAGACUGCAGGAGAGCUCGGGAUUGCUGUGUGUAAUAUCCCGGCUGCAGCCGUGGAAGAGACGGCCGACUCCACCCUCUGUCACAUUCUUAACUUAUACCGACGGAACACGUGGCUGUACCAGGCGCUGCGCGAGGGCACCCGAGUACAGAGUGUCGAACAGAUCCGAGAGGUGGCAUCGGGAGCAGCCAGAAUCCGGGGCGAAACCCUUGGACUCAUCGGUUUUGGUCGUGUUGGCCAGGCUGUUGCUGUUCGAGCUAAAAUCUUUGGGUUUAAUAUAAUAUUUUAUGAUCCGUACUUGCCUGACGGAAUUGAAAGAGCUCUGGGCGUUCAGCGAGUUUAUACUCUGCAGGAUCUACUAUACCAGAGUGACUGUGUGUCAUUGCACUGCAACCUGAAUGAACACAACCACCAUCUUAUUAAUGACUUUACCAUCAAACAGAUGAGACAGGGAGCAUUUUUGGUUAACACAGCGCGAGGUGGAUUGGUCGAUGAGAAGGCUUUAGCACAGGGGCUGAAAGAGGGAAGGAUACGAGGAGCUGCUCUUGAUGUCCAUGAGAGUGAACCCUUCAGUUUCACACAAGGCCCACUGAAAGAUGCUCCCAAUUUGAUCUGCACACCUCACACAUCUUGGUACAGUGAGCAGGCAUCCCUAGAGAUGAGAGAAGCAGCUGCCACUGAGAUUCGUAGAGCUAUUACAGGUCGGAUCCCAGACAGUUUAAGAAACUGUGUAAAUAAGGAUUACUUUGUUACAACUGCUGCCUGGCCAACAAUGGACCAGCAGGCUGUCCAUCCAGAGCUCAAUGGAGCCACCUACAGGUAUCCUCCUGGUAUCGUGGGUGUAACGUCUGCAGGAAUCCCAGCAUCCAUGGAAGGAAUGGUUCCCGGUGGAGUGACAGUCUCCCAUAACCUUCCUGCUGUAGUACAUCCGUCCCACACUCCAUCUCCCAAUCAGCCCACAAAACACGAAGGCGACAGAGAGCACACCACUGAGCAAUAGCAUAUUGCAGAGCUCAUCCAGUGUUAGGGUUGGGACCAAGAGACACCGAAAAUAUCAUUAUGAAAAUGGAAUAUUUAUAAGGAUAUUUGAGACUUGAAACUCUUCUAAGAAUUUGUACUCUCUACAGCUGCCAGCCUUGAGAAGUUAGUGUUAUCAAUGGAUGGGACUGAAAGCUGCAUUAAACCCAAGAGAACUCCCUUGACUCAACAGAAACUAAGUAUUUUACAAAGUGUGGUUUCCGAUAAAAUGUCCCUGUUGAUAAAUGUGUGUCAUGUUCCUUCAUAUCUUUUAUCUGUUGAUCACAAGUUUUACUGGGUAGAUUUUUCUUAUAAUUUGAAGUAAGUGUUUGAUAGGUGAUAAGAGAGAGUGAAAUGUGCUAUUGACAGAAAAUGGUAGCCUUAGGUGUGGAGUUUCAAUAGGUAGCUUGAAGCAUUUCCCUUCAUCUCAGGAACAAAACCUUUUGUAUCGUUUGUUGGCAAGUUUGACUUCAAAUCAUUUAUUCCUCAAGGGAUCUCCCAUUUCUUGAACAAAAUAUUGUUCCUCUUUGUCAUGUGGCUUUUUUAAAAAAAGUAAGAACUCACCUCAAAUGUGAUUUGUCUGGACAUUUGAAUCAAUCAUGUUUAGUUCCACAUGCAUCAGUGCAGUUUCUUACCAGUGAGAAUGGUGAAGGAGGAGCUGUAAUACCAGAUAUAGCAACCAGCAGUGAUGACCUUGAUGGGGUGAUGUGGUUAGAAUGGAUUCUCUUCAAUAUUAAGCAGGUCACUUAGCUGAGAAAGUCAGCAUUGAGUACCAGAUUCAAAUUGAAAAGGUUACAAAUUCCUUCCCAUUCACUCCUCUUACAUAGGACUUGUGAUCCUGUCAAACUACUACCCCAGCAAAACUUGGGUUCAUUUUCAAGCAUUUCCACUAUCAAAGAAUUUCUUGAUUCUCAACACACUGGACAUUAUCAAUCAGUCGCCUGAUUUCACUUAAAAACAGCAGCUCAAGUUACAUAAACAGAUUUCAGUAAAGCUUAACUUUUGGUUACUGUUGUUUUCAAAUAACAAGUGUUUUGUGUUUUAUUUUAGUUAUAUUCAGUUGCUGAGUGAAAGACUUAACUGAGCUGAAUUUAGUAUUGCACAUUAUUAUAGCCCGAAGUCCUGAUCCAAACCUUUUCCUUUGCUAAAUAUGUGUUUAUUGUGAUUCCACUCUAUUACUAUUUUUAUAGAGUUCUAGCAAUCAUUUCUUGUAUGUAGUUUUAAAGAUUGUUUUUAAAAUCAGCAAAGGCAAAUUGUCUAGUGAUUUCUGUGAAUCUAUGGAAAGCGCAUACCACUGCUGUGAGUUUGGGGAGGGGGGUGGGGUGGGGGGGAAGAAAAAGAUGCUUGCUGUACCUGGAUAUUAACCUGCCCCUUUAAAGGAAGGGUCAUCAUUCAAUUAUGGAGAUCAAAAGUAUGCGUGUGUGAAAGACUUUGUUUAAACAUUCUUUUAGGCUUUAAGUGUUAUCAUUUAAACUAGAAAGCUCUUUAUUAACGUUUGUUAAAUUGUGUCAUAAACUUGCUGUUCUGUUGUUCAAAUGUUGUGUGCAGCCAUGUUGGGUUAACAUUACUAGUGUUAAGCCUUUUUCACUUGAAACUUUUUUGGUAGCUGUGCAGUGACAGUUUCCAAUUGCAGGUAAAAUCAUUUUUUAAAGUCAGUCUUUCAAUUUCUAUAUUUCUUCAACAAUUUGUGUUAACAGUGAGAAAAUAUAAAGAAUUAAAACUAUUGCAAUUA
This is a messenger RNA of Pristis pectinata (smalltooth sawfish), 4836 nucleotides long. Its product is annotated as C-terminal-binding protein 2. The transcript is spliced from 9 exons. The record is from RefSeq and is a predicted model, not a curated record. The coding region runs from base 1 to 3087 and encodes 1028 amino acids. NCBI's taxonomy places the organism in Eukaryota, Metazoa, Chordata, Chondrichthyes, Rhinopristiformes, Pristidae. Gene Ontology annotation, molecular function: NAD binding; transcription corepressor activity; oxidoreductase activity, acting on the CH-OH group of donors, NAD or NADP as acceptor.